UAUGGAUAUGGUGCAAGAAAUUUCCCAGAAUGCUCUAAUAUACUUAAUGUAAUGAGUGUUCUAAUAUUUUUAAUUCAGAAAAGAUUAAAACAGUGACAGUAAAGACUAUUACAAUACAUUGUUUUUUGUUUUAAAUAAAUCUUGUUCUUUUUAUUCAUCAAAGAUACCAGAAACAAAAUUAUCACACUGUCCACAAAAAAUGAAAAUGUAACAAAUAUUGACAAAUAUUUCAACAUUAGUAAUAAUAAGAAAUAUUUCUUGAGUAUCAAAUCCACAACAAAUGAUUUCCGAAUGAUCACACUGAAUGACAUUUUGAAAAUUACAUUUUCAAAUACAUUAAAAUAGAAAACAAUAAUAAAUUGUACAAAUAUUUCAUGGUUUUCUUGUUUUACUGUAUUUUUGAUCAAAUAAAUGGCAUGGUGAACAUAAGAAACAUCUUCAAAAAACAUAAGAAUGUAAUGUAUGUAUACUGCACAGUAUUUUCAUACAUAAUAAGUGAAAUCGCAUAAUUUUCAACAAUACGUUUCAAACAAUAGUAACUGUUAUCACAAAACUACUAUAAGUCUAACUAUAAGUCACAUAACCUCAUCACAAGUUAUUUCUUUAAUAAAAAAGAUUCCAAAAAUCACAUUUCCUUCAGAUUUUGCAUGGAAAUGUCUACAAAUUUGGCACUUCAAAUAUUGUAAACAAAUUUUUUCAUAAAUUUUGAUCAAAUGUCGACUUGAAACGUAUGUUUAAAAUUAUGCAAGUAUUACUUCAUCACACUGGAAAAGUCAAAAGUUGAGUGCACUGAAUUGUGGGAUACAUUAUUCCACACAGUGUAUUGUGUAGUGCGCAGCAGCAAUAACAAGUAUGCCAUUCCAAAUGAUUUUUUUGCGCAAUGAAACAAUGUUACAUAAACAAGACUUGUUGACUUCUAAGUGUGGUUUAUAUGCAUGUUUACAAUCAGAAAGAAUCCUGCUGAUAUUGUGCUUCUGAAAAAUGUGUUUGUGUUUUUGGGUGUGUUUUUGGUUUAAGCCACUGUCAUUCUCUCGCCCACUUAUGCCUCGUAUUGAAUGUGGCGGCUUUGCUUGUUUUAGUCUUUGGAUGGAGUUGUCCUAAACAAAAGUAGAUUUUAUAACUUCAGCUAUUGUUGAAGUGUUACAAACAUUUACCUUAGCGAUAAGCAGUAAUUUCAGGUCUACCACGAGGGCCACAUUCGCCUCAGGGACUUUAUUGCAGUUUUUGAAUGGUCAAGCUGAGCAGACUGGUCCGAUAACAAUAAUGCCAGAGUAGUCAUAGCAACAAUGAUCCCGUUAAAUGUGAACAUGAUACAGUGGACUGAACCUGAACAAUGACCCUUAAAACAAACUAGAAUGAAGCAGUGCUCAGUUGCGUGCUGUACGUGACUGAUUAUAAGCCGUAAGCGUUUCCUCCUUUGGCUUGUGAGCUUUACCUUUCAAACUUGUAAAUGAAGUGAAAGGUUCAAAAGCGUGCGCGUCUUGCUUGCCAGAUUUUGUGUUGACGUGCUGUUAUGCAUGUUAGUUAUUUCAGCAUGGCAGUGGUUUGUCUGGUACGCUAGCAACUGGGUGGGUUCGAGUCCCAGGAACACAAAUGUGUCAAGUUGUGUAGUAUUUGUGAAUCUUGUAAUACUUUUUAUAAUCUAAUCCACAAAUAGGUUCACAGACUCUCAUGAAACCUCAAAAACAGCCCUGACCCUGAUACCUAUCGUGACUGGAAGUCAGCCACUGUUUGCUCGGGCGAAAAGAUUGACGUUCUCUUUGGUCGUGUUUAUGACGAUGGGGGCCACACGUGCCCCUCAGACUCAUGCUGGGAUUUAACAUGCACUUCAUCUUGAGUGUCAGUGGGGCUCUGAACUGGGUCAGUGUGUCAGCAGAUGCUCAGGACUAUGAGGUUUUGCUUGUUAGCAGCAGUCGACAUCCAGAUCAGUGGAUUGUUCCAGGAGGAGGGAUGGAGCCAGAAGAGGAGCCUGGAGGAGCUGCGGUUCGAGAGGUCUAUGAGGAGGCUGGUGUGAGGGGCACCCUUGGCAGGCUACUUGGGGUGUUUGAGCAGAACCAGGACAGCAAGCAUCGGACCUACGUGUAUGUGCUUACUGUUACAGAGACACUGGAAGACUGGGAGGACUCAGUCAAUAUUGGUCGGAAGCGGAAAUGGUUCAAGAUCGAUGAGGCGAUCCGGGUGCUGCAGUGCCACAAACCUGUCCACGCGGAGUAUCUCCGCAAACUCACUCCUCGUUGCGGCCCCACGAACGGCAACGCUCAGGAGCCGGCGAACACGGAUGACAACGCCCCCCUCCGCCAGACAGCCUCACAUGACUGUGGACUGCCCCAUUUGCACAGAUAGAACUGUCUAUAGAGGGCUUUGAUGCAAGGGAAACUAUCCUUGGACUGGAAAAGACAGUUUUGCAUGUAUAAUUUCAAUGUUUACUAUUCGAACCUUUUUUUUGUAAGUGUAGAAACCAAAGGCUUGUUGUGAAAUGCCUGCAAGUUUCCGGGUCAAUAUGAACAAGGAGAGUUAUUUUCAUAACUUUUCAUUUAUAAACGUGCAUUUCAAGCCAAACAAGGUAAUGUUAUUUGAAGAAGGUGAUGUUAGGUAUUAAGCGAAGAUUAAUGGAAAUGCUUGCCGUGAUGGACAGUUUGGAAAUAUUAUUUACAGAUGGCUUUUGGUGGAGGAAGACAAUGAUGGAUGUAGCAAGGUUUGAUUGUUUUUAGAAAAGGAUAGCUAGGGUGGUGUUUUGAAAUGCUGUCUAUUUAUAUCUAAUAGAUAACUAGGCAUAUUUGUUAGGGACUGGGUAUAUAAAAAAUCUUGAUAAAGAACCAAAUAAUAAAAAAAAAAAUCAAAUCAUUAAUUAAAGAAUAUGUAAAUAGUCUAAAAGAAGAUUUUGGCUGCUUCUGAGUAUAUUAGAUGCCUUCAUCACAGAAAUCUACCUGUAAUAUAGGUUUAACAUGCUGUGAAGUUGAAGGUUUUUUUUCACAGUUUGGUCUUAAAUGUGAAUUUGCCACAUUAAAUGGUGCAAUCUGAUCGCCCUUCUUUCUUUUUGCACUUGAAAGUUUAAUCUCCUGUAAGACGGAAUAACUACUUUUAAGCCAGAUGGCAUUUUACUAAAAUGUGAACAAAGAAAUAAAUAUGCUCCUGGUGUCAUUGGUCCAUGAAAGACUAUGAAAUGUUAUGCUGUUUAUAUUGCCUGAAGUGAUAUUCUGAAUAUUUCAGAAAAAAAAAGAAGGCAAAACGCCCAACGGUAACCUUAACCUAUCUUGUCAAACCAGUGUUUUCAGAAAUGCAAUAUACAUUGUGCGUAUACUAACAAUUCACGCAUCAGUAACUCGUUCUUUAAAUAGCUAAGGAGGAUUUUUAAUUUAGCAUAUUGUUUUGUUCUACUGGGGCCUUUGCAAUCUUCCAUAAUGAUUUUUUUUU
This is a messenger RNA of Labeo rohita (rohu), 3414 nucleotides long. RefSeq names its product nudix (nucleoside diphosphate linked moiety X)-type motif 4a (gene nudt4a). The record is from RefSeq and is a predicted model, not a curated record. NCBI's taxonomy places the organism in Eukaryota, Metazoa, Chordata, Actinopteri, Cypriniformes, Cyprinidae. The coding region runs from base 1807 to 2343 and encodes 178 amino acids. Gene Ontology annotation, cellular component: nucleus; cytoplasm. The transcript is spliced from 5 exons. Gene Ontology annotation, molecular function: diphosphoinositol-polyphosphate diphosphatase activity; endopolyphosphatase activity; bis(5'-adenosyl)-pentaphosphatase activity. Gene Ontology annotation, biological process: adenosine 5'-(hexahydrogen pentaphosphate) catabolic process; diadenosine pentaphosphate catabolic process; diadenosine hexaphosphate catabolic process.